ACGAUUUCUCUCGAACUCUGCUUGGCUGAUGCAAUAGAUGUUGUCAAUAUCAAAUGAAUGUUAAUUUGCCAACAUAAGCUACUGUAAUUCAGACCGAGAAAUUUAGAAUAUUUACUUAGCUUUUUAAAUUAAACAUCUCCAUAAUGACAGAAGAGGAGUCGAUUUUUGAUCCUUCUCUCAAAAAGAAGAAGAAGAAAAAGAAGACCACAUUUGAUAUUGAGUCAGCCAUGGCAGAGGGAACUGGUGGUGUAGAUGGGGAUGGUGCUGAUGCCAGUGCUACGGACAAGGAGAACAUGGAACCAGCCAAGACUGAGGACAUGGACAUCGAUGAUAACUUAGAUCUAGACAAUUUUGGAAGGAAGAAAAAAAAGAAAAAGAAGGCGUUUAAUUUAGAAGAACUCGAUGGAGCCCUGCCAGACACCACUGGCAAGACGAAAGAAGAUGGAAUGGAGGGAGGAGAAAAUGAGGAGGCAAUUGAGGACAGUUUAUCCCUUGAUAUGGACUUUUCGACCAAAAAGAAGAAAAAGAAAAAGAAGAAGGAUCUGGACGAACUUGUAGCUGAAGAAGAAAAGAAGGAAAAGGAUCAGGGAGAUAAAGACCAUGGCUGCGCUGAAAUUGAGCGAAAACUGGAGCCUGCGGAGGAUACCUGGCUGGGCUCCGACAGAGACUACACCUACGAUGAGCUGCUCACCCGAGUGUUUGACAUCAUGAGAGACAAGAACCCAGACAUGGUCGCUGGCAAGAAACAGAAGUUUGUCAUGCGGCCUCCACAGGUCGUGCGAAUCGGCACCAAGAAAACAUCCUUCGCUAACUUUACAGAAAUCUGUAAAACGUUACAUCGACAACCGAAGCACUUGUUAGACUUCUUAUUGGCCGAGUUGGGAACUAGCGGUUCCGUGGACGGAAACAGUCAACUCAUCAUCAAGGGCAGAUUUCAGCAGAAGCAGAUAGAGAAUGUGCUGAGACGUUACAUCAAGGAGUACGUGACUUGUCACACGUGCAGAUCCCCCGACACCAUCCUGCAGAAGGACACUCGCUUGUUUUUCCUGCAAUGUGAGACUUGCGGCUCCCGAUGCUCUGUGGCCAGCAUCAAAUCUGGUUUCCAGGCUGUGACUGGAAAGCGAGCGGCAAUACGUGCGAAAACUGCCUAAUCACCUCCCAACACUUGUACAUUAACGUAACAUCUGUGCUGCGUCUCACACUUCUGCUGUCCCCCUUCGCUGCUAGACAACGUGUUUGGUCAUCCUUUGUUUUGUAUUUAUAUAUUCAAUUAUAAAUGCGCAUAUGUAAAAAUUUAUAAGUUAAUAUACGAUUUUGGUAACUUAA
This is a messenger RNA of Macrosteles quadrilineatus (aster leafhopper), 1326 nucleotides long. RefSeq names its product eukaryotic translation initiation factor 2 subunit 2-like. Gene Ontology annotation, cellular component: eukaryotic translation initiation factor 2 complex. Gene Ontology annotation, biological process: translational initiation; formation of cytoplasmic translation initiation complex; formation of translation preinitiation complex. Lineage: Eukaryota; Metazoa; Arthropoda; Insecta; Hemiptera; Cicadellidae. The coding region runs from base 144 to 1151 and encodes 335 amino acids. Gene Ontology annotation, molecular function: mRNA binding; translation initiation factor activity; translation initiation factor binding. The record is from RefSeq and is a predicted model, not a curated record. The transcript has 9 exons.